This is a messenger RNA of Chrysoperla carnea, 2166 nucleotides long. It is a transcript of the gene meng, whose product is annotated as serine/threonine-protein kinase meng-po. Gene Ontology annotation, biological process: peptidyl-threonine phosphorylation; peptidyl-serine phosphorylation. The transcript is spliced from 2 exons. The record is from RefSeq and is a predicted model, not a curated record. The coding region runs from base 110 to 1597 and encodes 495 amino acids. Gene Ontology annotation, molecular function: protein serine/threonine kinase activity; ATP binding. NCBI's taxonomy places the organism in Eukaryota, Metazoa, Arthropoda, Insecta, Neuroptera, Chrysopidae.
AUUGUGCAUUUAAAAAUUUUCACUGUUAGAAACUUAUAAUCGAAUUGUUUUUGAACAUUUUUUGAGACCAAGUAAAAACAACCGAAAAACCGGAUUUGUUUAAUUUUUAAUGAGACGUUUGGUAAAAAAAAUACUGGAGAAAAAAAAACCGCUCACAAUGCUCGUCAGAUCAAUCAGUAUGAGGCUGUCUGGACGAAGGAAAAAGGAGAAAGAUUGCAAUGGCAAUCAACAUGGUGGGAAAUCUCGUUGUGGUGCUGGAGGAAUUGAACGGUCUACAACAACCCCAGCAAUCGCUACAUCUGUGCAUUCAGAUGGAGGUAGUUCGACGACUGUCAAUCCGCCUGAGAGUCAUCAAACUACGACUAGUAGAACAUCAGUGAAACAUCAUCACUCAUCAUCUUCAGCUGGGGCUGGAGGAGGUGGGAAUAUCCAUCGUAUCCAAGACUUACAAAUACCACAAUUAUCGUUAAAUGAAGAAUAUGAAAUUGAACGGAUAUUAGCUGAAGGAUGUUUUGCCCAAAUUUUGUUAGCGAAACAUCGUGAUACAAAUACAACGGUUGUAUUAAAAGGUGUACAUACGGAAUUAACAACUGUUAAGGAUUUCCAACGGGAAUAUCAUUAUAGCUAUCAUCUAAGUCCCCAUCCACAUAUUUUAUCGUCGUAUGCCGUUUGCUUCCGGGCAGAUAAAUGUUUAUUUUUUGCUCAAGAAUACGCUCCACUUGGCGAUUUAAGUGGAUGUGUACGAAGUGGUGGUUUAAACGAGAAAGCUUGUAAGGAAAUCGCAAGACAAUUAGCAUCGGCAUUAGAUUUUAUGCAUACAAAAGAACUAGUACACCGUGACCUAAAAUUAGAAAAUGUUUUGGUAUUCGAUGCGGAAUUAUCUAAAGUUAAACUAUGUGAUUUUGGGGUGACGCGAAAAGAAGGAUCCCUUGUUUCAAAACCACGUUGUGCAUGGCCACCCUUUGUUCCACCAGAGUUAUAUGAAGUGCUUAGCAACGAACGAUACCAUUGUAAAGCAGCGAAUGAUACCUGGCAAUUGGGAAUAUUGAUAUUUGUAUGUUUAACUGGAUGUCCGCCUUGGCAAAGUGCUGAUUGUAUUGGAGAUUUAGCAUAUGCAAGUUUUUGGAGGUACCAAAAAAGGCGAGUUACCAAAAUUCCACAUCAAUUUAAGCGUUUCACACCACGAUUACUACGCAUGUUCCGUCGUAUGUUUGAACAUAAACCAGAAAAACGAUCGCCUGUGGCUGAAGUGAAUAAAUAUUUAAAUGAUGCAUGGAUUGAUCCAGCUUAUGUCUCACAACAAGGAAGUGGAAAUUGUAUGGGAACAACAGGACAACAAAAUUCUGCUCAAGUAAAACGAGCUGAUUCACCACAAAGUCGAGAUCGUGGUAGUGAAGAUGCUGGUAAAACUCGCUUAAAACGGUUACUGAGCAGUUAUGGUUUGGAAACUACCGUCGAUCAGAGUGUGGUCACAAAAAGGGUAUGGGAUUGGGUAUUAUCAUGCGAAGCACAUCCUGUGGUCUCCGAAACAAAUAGUAUUGAUAACACAUCCCAACAAUCGACAAACUGUUCAAUGGCUGUUUUACCAGUUUGUUGAGAAUCACCUUCAAGUAAAUAGAACCACAAUUCGAGCUUACCUUAAUUAUAAUUUCUAGUGGCUACUUACCAACACACCAAAAGAAGUAAAUCCAAAUUUCUUCCCUCAAAUUUUUAUGAGUUAAACGAAUUCUUCCUGUACCAAUAUAAAGAAAUUAAAAAAAAAAAAAAAUCAAUGCUUUAAUUAAGUGCAUGUCCGAACAUGUACACUUAAAAUAGGGUUCCAUAGGUAUACGAUAAAUUGAUACAGGUUUUUACACUAUGGUACCCUAAAGAAAUCGAUGCUUUUGUACAUACUUAAUGCAUUUUUUAUACAUUUUUCGUUUUUUUGUAAAAUAAGUAUUUUUUUAAUAAAUCGGUUCUUCAAUUCAAAGUCUAACCACCCCGCCCCCCCCUCCAACUUUAUAAAAUUAGUCCAAUUGAAACGCUUGAUAAUUAAAUUAUAUGUUUAAGGCAAUUGCAAAAUAUUCUCUAGUUAAAGAAGUAUUUUCUAGCAGGAAGGCGUUUCCAUUAGAAUAAUUAUGAAAGCGGUGACCUGUCUGUAGGUUUGUGAUAAUGUAGAAACCAAAA